GCCGCGCCGGAGGCGGAAGGCGCGGCGGCGCGUUCCGGUGCUGAGGUGGCUUGGGAGGGUUUGGCUGUGCAUCCGCCGCAGAGUCUUGACUCAUCCAACCUGUCAGUACCCAAGAGAUGAGAAAGACUGGCGUGAAGGACCUGUGUACAACUGCUCUGCCUUGGAAACCUUUUUACUGCUGAAAACACAGACCUACGAGCUACUCGGUGCAUAAAAGAGGCUGAAGAUGCUGAGCCGUUUGUCAGGUUUAGCAAACACUGUUUUACAAGAGCUGUCAGGUGAUGAUGGAGAUACAGUUACUGAAUCCUCGCUUACUGUACAAGCUUCAGAGGCAGAAGCAGAACGGAUGGAGGAGGCACCAGAGGAGCUAUUGGAGCGCCUAGCCCAAACGGAAAAACUGGUUGUUCAGCUGAAGGAUUUGAUCCGAGAAAAGGAUGCCCUGCUCCAGCAAAAAGAAGUUGUACUCAAGGAAGAGCAAGAGGCUGCAGAUGCUAAGCUGAUGAAGCUGAAACUUCAGGCCAAAGCCAAACUGGCGUCUCUGAACAAGCGCAUUGAGGAGCUGACAGAGCAAGGAUCACCACUGCCUGCACAAGCCGCAUCAGAAGAGCAAGUGUAUCACAAGAGUAACCAAAAUACAAGUGAAAGGAAUACAGAAGAAGCUGAAACACUGAAAGAGCAGCUCAGGGAGCGAGAGGAGACUCUUCAGGACCUGAAGGAACAGCUGGCUCUAGCCAAAGUGAAUCUGAAAGAUGCUGAAAUCAAGUAUGCAACCCAGCUGAGCUCUCUGCAGGGAGUGAUUCAGGAGAAGGAAGCUCUUCUGGAAGAGCAGGAUCAGCAGCACCAAGCUGAACUGAGGAAUGUAGCGGCCCGGUCGGAUCUGGAAGUAGAGAUGCAGCAGAACCUGCGCACGCUUCAGAGAAAGCUGGAGGAGCAGGAAGCAGCUCUGCUGGGACGAACCCAGGUGGUAGAACUGCUGCAGCAGGAGCUAAGUGCUGCUGAACAACAAAACCAGACACUCCUAGAUAAGUGCCAGAAGAUGGAAGUGGAUCUAAGCUCCCUGAGAGAUGUGCUAGAUUCAGAGAGACGAGAGUCUCAGGAUCUCAGAGAGAGGAUGGAGAUGGAGCUAGCUGAGAGGAAGCUGUCCUCCCAUCGCUUGCAGGAGGAGGUGCAAUGUCUCUCAAAGCAACUGGAAGAGGCAAGAAGAGCUCAAGCUGAUUUAGAGGUGAAGUAUAAAGACCUGGAGCAGGAACAAAGGCUGGAGGUGGAAGAGAAAAACGUGCAGAUCAAUUGUCUGAAGGUGGCUGAGCAAGAGCUGCAAUCCAGCCAUGCUGCCCUUGUAACUGAAAAUGAUCAGCUGAAGCAGGAUGUUGAGCGGCUGUUGAUUUUGUCUGCUGAAAACAGUGCUACAAUACAGAAACUGCAGGAUGAACUGGUACAGAAUUCUGAAGAGUUGAUCUGUUUUCAGAAUGAGCUGAGAUCCCAGUCAGUAGUGCAGGUCUCUGAACUGAAGAAACAGGAUGAAACAACUUCACAGGAAGAAGAUGGGGAGGAUCAGAAUGAGACUUCACUCCUACCCACAGAACACUUGGAAAGCCAGAAGACUGAAGAAACGCCACAUUUGCAACACGUUCUCCAGGAGCCUCAACAGGGAGCUGUGACGGUUGCAGAAAAUGCAAAGCAGAAUCAGAAUGUUGGACUCAAGGUGAAACCGCAAGAGUUCCAGACUCUGGAAGCUCCAGCCUCUUAUGUAGACUGCUCUCCUACUGCCACAGAUAUGUCAGAAGAGAUGGUGAAUUCUGAAGUGCAGAAGCCUUUUGGUGACACUUUGGUGCUUCCUGAGGCGAGGACUCGCAAUGGAAGUGAGCAGUUCACCGAGGAAAGUUGUCCACCUGGAUUUCUAGAACAUAUUGCUGCAGAGAAACAGAAGAUGCUGUCGGUUUUGUUGCUGGAACUGAAAGAAGCCCAAGAAGAAAUAACUUUUCUGAAAAGUCAGCUCAAGGGUCCAAACAGCCAAACUUCUGCAGGUAACCAAACAGAAGCAGCAGCUCACCAGCUGGAAGCUGAUUCCCAGAUACAGUCUUUUGUGAGGGAAGAACAAGAGGCUUCAGAUACACAAAAUGAGUUGGGAGGUAGUUCGUUACCGAGAGAAACAGAGAUGCAGCAUAUUGGUGUGCUUCAGGCAAAUGGAAUUGGUCUUCAAGAAGUGCCCCAGGGAAGCGCUGGGGAGAUGGAAGCAAUGCAAGAUGUCUCUAUGGCAGAUCCAUCCAAGCUGCAAAACCAAAUUACAGCGCUGGAAAUAAUUCUGCAGGAAUCAGGAGAGUCCUAUAAGAAAGAUCUAGGAGAAAAAGAUGCAGAAAUAAUUAGACUAAAUGAGCUGGCUGAGGAAUACAGAAAAAAAAUAGAGGAUUCUGACAGUGCACUUUUUGUUUUGACUGAAGAACGAGAUCAGCUCCUGUGUCAGAUGAAGGAACUUUCUACCGUAACAGAACUGAAAGAGCAGGUGAAGCAACUUGAGGAAAAUCUGUCUCUCUCAGAAAAGCAGAGACUGUCAGACAGUCAAAGCAGUCUUCUUAGAGAACAAAUCCAGAGCCUUAAAAAUGAAUUCAAGUCCAAGGAGAUAAAAAUUGAAGCUUUGCAAAAAGACUUGGAUGAAGCACAACUUCAGCUUUCUGACCAGGACGUGCAGCUAAAAGAUCUGAGAAGCCAGGUUGAGAAGAAAGAAUGUGAAGUGCUUGAUCUAGAAAAACUUUUGAGGAAGAAUACAGCAGAGGUAGAAGAGCUUUCCCUGAAAUUAGCCUCAAAGGGACAGGAAGCAGCAAGCCUAGAACAGCUUGUUGCUGAACACAGCAGGACUAUAGAGAGCCUGCAACAAACUGUGCUGGAGAAAGACCAACAGAUGACAGAGAUCAGUCUCAGCAUGUCUGAGAAAAUGGUCCUGCUGAAUGAAGAGAAACUUUCUCUAGGAAAUGAGCUGAAGAGACUUAAAGAGCAAACAAGUCUGUUAUUAAAAGCCCAGGAAGAAAAAGACCAAAACAUAGAAACAAAAGAUACUGAUGUGAAGUGUGGGGUGUCUGAGCAUGAGGCAGAGGCAGCAGGUAAAGAAAGUGAGGUGUUAGUGAACAAACUUGAACUUCUGACAAAAGAAAACGAGCAGGUAAAGCGGAAGCUGCAAGCAGCACUUGUUAACAGGAAGGAGCUUCUGAAGAAGGUUAGCAAGUUGGAGAAGGAAUUGGUACACGUGAGAAGAGAACAUGAAUCAGAAACCUCAGUGGCUCAGGAAGCUGAAGGGGAGGAAGCUGCGAGAAGCGUGAUGAGCAGAGAAGUGACUCCUGAAAGCCAGCCCAGUGAGGAGUAUCUGAUGCAGCUGCUUUCUGAAAAAGAAUCUGAGUUGCAGAGCAUCCGGAAGGAUCUGCUGGAUAAAGAAGCUACUGAAGCACAAUUGCAGGCAGUGAUUGAAGAAAUGAGGCAAAGCUUGCAAGGGAAGAUGAACAUUGUUUCAGUUAAAGAUGAAGUCAUGGAGAGUCUGGCAAUUGCUGACAAAGUAACAGAAACCAAUAAAAGCCCAAAUGAUUACGAAGGAAAUGAAAAAGAUAGUUCAGCAGCUACAAAUCUUGAAGAAAACCAAAAGUCUCUGAAAGAGAGGAUUUCCACUCUUGAACAAGAAAAAGAACAGCUUCAAAAAAAACUUCAGGAAGCCCUGGCAUCUCGCAAAGACACUAUAAAAAAGGCUCAAGAAAAAGACAGGCAUCACAGAGAACAGCUGAAACAGCAGAAAGAUGAUUACAACAUCCUACAAGAACAGUUUGAUAAGCAAUGCAAAGAGAAAGAGAGCAUCCAAGCUCAGCUCAGACAACUCCAGGAACAGAAAGGAUCAACAGAGAAUGUUCUUGGGAAUCAAGGUGGGUUAGAUUCCUCAUGCCUGGAAGCAGGAAAUAGCACAACUAACAAGCUUGUACAAGUUGCAGAUGUUCCAGAGGAAGACUUGGAGAAAAUACUUGAAAAACUGCAGAUGGAGAAAGAGGAAUUGGAAUGUAAUGUUAGCCAUAUGCAAAGUGAACUUGCUGGCAAGUCAGAACUAGUCUGUACUUUGCAAGAGCGUACUGCAGAGUUGUUUCUGGAAAUAGAAGGGCUGAAGAGAUCCUGUGACCAAGCUGAAGCUAAGGCAGCAAGUCUUCAGAUGGAAUUGGAGGAGAGUCAAGUAAAGCUUUCUAGAGAGGGCAACGUGGAAGAACUGAAAGCACUCGUGCACCAAAAGGACAAAGACAUGGAAUUGCUUAACUUACAGUUAAGGGAGAAAAGUGAAGCUCUCGAUAAUGUGCAGGCACAGUUGCUGGAAAAAGAGGAUUCAGUCAAGAGACUGCGUAGUCAGUUGGAAACUCAAGCUGAGGCACAGGAGGAACAAAACAAGCGACUGCAAACAGAGUUGCUUGAGCUUCAGGAGAAGCAAGGUGAUGGUGCAGAAGCAGCUAAACAGAAGAAUCAAAUGCAGAGAAAGUUGCAAGCUGCACUUAUCUCUAGAAAGGAGGCACUAAAGGAGAGCAAAUCUCUAAAAGAGGAGCUGGCUAAUGCUAAAACUACUAUUGAAGAACUUUGUGUCAAGGUGACAGAUAUGGAAAGCCAAAUAUGUGGCCAUGUUAAAGAAACAGAUACCUUAACAGCCAAGUUAGCAGCUCUCACUGAGGAGCGAGAAAAACUUACUGCAGAAGUUGAUAAAGUACUGGCAGAAAAUCAGAAUCUUGAUGGAUGCUGUAAAAACCUGACCUUUAGUCUAGACAGAGUUGUUCUAGAGAAGGAGAAGCUGGAGGAGGAGAUGGAGUCCUUGAAGUGCCUUCAAGCCGCUGAGAGUUCUGAGUGGCGUGAGAAAUACAAGGAGCUUCAGAAAGAGUAUGAAACUCUCCUGCAGUCCUAUGAGAACGUGAGUGACGAGGCUGAGCGGAUUCAGCGUGUUUUGGAAAGUGUUAGGCAGGAGAAACAGGACAUUUUCAUUAAGCUGAAAAGUGUUGAAGCAAAAAAAGAGGAAACAGAGCAGCAGCUACAGGAAGCUGGACAGGAAAUUGAUGGAAUGAAGGAGAAAAUGAGGAAGUUUGCAAAAUCAAAGCAACAAAAGAUCCUGGAACUAGAGGAGGAGAACGACAAGCUUAGAGCAGAGAUGCAUUUCACAGAUGGAGAGCUACACAGAGCCGGAGAUGUCUUUACAAAUAGCAACCUGAAAGAAGAUCUGGAGAGCUCUAGGAGAGAUUACCAGUCUCUUUCUACUCAGCUUGAGACAGUAAUGGCUGAAAAGGAGUCUCUUAGUCAAGAGAUCUCAGACUUAAAGUGCCAGUUGCAGCUAACAGAAUCUAAGCUGAAGGAAAGCAGAGAACUGGUAGACAAGUACGUUGUUCAGAAGACAACAGGGGAAGAAUCAAGUCAGGCAGUUGCCACACCACCACCAACAGAGAGGCCUGAAAAUCAAGUGGACAUAAGUGUUAGACCAGAGUCUCCUACUGCAGAGCUGGAACGAAAAGCAUUUGAAGGUAGUAGCCCUUGUGAAGAUCUUGGCAUUUACAUACAGCAGAUAGCAGAGCUCACAGAGCGAAUUGCAGAACUGGAAGAUAACAGGAGGGCUUCAGAGCAGGAGGUGGGUGACAUCCAUGUGUGUGUUGAGACUUUAGCAGCUGAGAAGAGGGCUUUAGAGACCCAAAUGGAAGAGAAAGUCCAUGAAUUGAAUGCUCUUCAGGACACAGUAGCAAAGAUGGAACAAAUGGUUGAAAAAACCAAAGAUGACCUUGUCAAGAUGACAGAACUGAAGGACACACUAGAAGCCGAGAAGGAUGAUUUGGAAGAAAGGCUCAUGAAUCAGCUGGCAGAACUUAAUGGGAGCAUUGGAAACUAUCAGCAAGAUGCAACAGAUUUCCAGACUGAAAAUGAACAACUGAAACGUGAGCUUCAGAGUUUGCAGAGAAUGAUGCAUGAGCUGGAGGAGGAGAAAUAUCAAAUGGCAAAGGAGAACAGCAAAGCAAGUUCAGAAAAGCAAAAGGAAUUUGUAGAAAAGCUAAAAUGCAGUUGGAGGGGAGACAACAGCACACAUGUAAAGGAGCUUCAGGAACUGCUGAAACAGAAACAGCAGGAGAUUAAGCAGCUGCAGAAGGACUGUAUUAAAAGCCAGGAAAAGAACAGUAGUUUAGAAAGAACUGUUAAAGCUCUAGAGUUCCUGCAGAGUGAGUCUCAGAAAGAGGUAGAAGCAGUCAAAGAGGCUUUAGCGAAAGCAGUUGAAGACACCAAGAAAGCCCAAGCAGAGCUUGCUCACUGCAGGGUGGUGUUGGAUGACACACAGAGUGAGGCAGCGAGAGUUCUAGCAGAGAGUGUCAAAGUGAAAGAAGAGUUGCAGGCAAGCAAAGACAAUAUUAAAAUUCAAAUGAAGAAAAAAGAUGAGGACUUUGCAAGAAGACUGGAACAAGAAAAAGACAAGCACUCAAAGGAAAUUAAAAAUAUGGAAGAGAAGUUGGCAACUUUACAGAGAGAGAAAGACUGUGUGGAAGCAACUAUCGGUGAUCUUCAAGAGUCCUUGAAGACAAAGGAUCAAGAAGCCAAGCAAUUGGAAGGCAGCCUAAACAAAACACUAGCUCAGCUUGCAGCCUUCACCAGGAGCAUGUCUUCCCUUCAGGAUGACAGGGAUAGAGUGAUAGAUGAAUCAAAAACAUGGGAGAAGAAAUUCACUGAAACUAUUCAAAAGAAGGAGGAAGAAAUACGUUCAAAAGAGGAAACUUGUGCUGUGUUAAAGGAUGAGGUGAAGCAGAUGACCAUACGUGUGGAAGAACUUCAGACUCAUAUAUCCAGUCUGGAACGCAACAAGCAAGACUGGGAGUCUGAAUCCAAGAAGGAGAUUCAGCAUCAUCAAAAGAUGUGUGAAAAGCUGCAGGAGGAAAAAAAGGAGCUUUUGACUCAGCUUGAAGAGUCUCAGAAACUGUACAGCAAGUCUCAGGGUGAACAGCAGAAACUGGAGUCAGAACUCAGUAGCCUGAGAGAUCAGCUUGCUGACUUACAGAAUUCCUUCAGCAGAUGUGAGUUGGCCAGAGAAGAGCUGGGCGGUAUGGUCAAGCUACAAGAAACCAGUAUCCAGAAUUACAAAUUGAGCUGUGAGCAGCUUGAGGCUGAUCUGCAAGCUUCCAAAGACCUAACAAAUAAGCUGCAUGAAGAAACUAGUGACAAGGAUCAAAAAAUCAUGAGUUUGCUGUCUGCCAAGGAAGAAGCAGUUAUGGCUGCUCUAGCUGAGUUACAGCAGCAGCAUUCUGAAGAGAUGAAGGAGUUGGAGCAUAGGCUAAGUCAGGAGGAAGAAAAGAAGAAAGCCUUGGAAAAUGAGAAGAACACAAUUCGUGGCAAACUUGAUCAUCUCACUGAGAAGAUGAAGAUAAGCAGAGAAGAAGGCAAGCACCAGAAGGCACAGCUGGACUCCUUCACCAAGUCCAUGUCAUCUUUGCAAGACGACAGAGACCGCAUCCUGAGAGACUACAAGCAACUCGAGGAACGUCAUCUUGUUAUAAUCUUGGAAAAAGACCAGCUCAUUCAAGAGGCUGCUGCUGAAAACAAUAAGCUCAAGGAAGAAAUCAGAGGCUUUCACAGCCACAUGGAUGACCUGAACUCUGAGAAUGCCAAGCUGAACGCAGAGCUGGUGCGGUACCGGGAAGAUCUGAACCAAGUGAUUUCAAUCAAGGACUCCCAACAGAAGCAGCUUCUCAAAACACAGCUUCAGCGAAUCCAGGCUCUGGAAAAGGAGAAGACAGUUGUGGAAACACAUCUGAAAGAGUCAGAGCAUGCUCAGGAGGAUCUCAAGAGGUGCAUGGAAACGUUGAGAGAGGAUAAAGCCAGCAUGUCUCAGGAGAUUGAAAGCCUUACAUCCUCUCUGUCUCAGGUGCAGAGUGAAAUGACAGCCUUACGUGAGGGUGGUCCUGUCAUGGAGUGUCAAGCACAGCUGAAGACCCGAGAGGAAGAGGCACAAGAACUGAGUCGUAAGCUUUCCCUCUCACAGAAAAGGGUAACAGAACUUGAGGAGGAACUAGUGUGUGUUCAGAGGGAUGCAGCCAAGAGAGUGGGAGAGGCUGAGGACAAGCUUCGAAAGGAAUUGAAACACCUACACCAUGACGCAGGGAUAAUGAGGAAUGAAACAGAAACAGCAGAAGAGAGAGUAGCAGAGUUGGCACGGGACUUGAUGGAAAUGGAACAGAAAUUGCUUGCAGUUACAGAUGAAAACAAAGAUCUCAGAGCUCAAAUUCAGUCUUUUGGGAAGUCCAUGAGCUCUCUUCAGGAUAGCCGGGACCAGGCCAAUGAAGAGCUGCGUGUUUUGAAACAGAAAUACUCAGCAGACUUAGAGGAACACAAGAGUCUAGUGCAGAAUCUUCAGAAACAGCUGGUUCAGCUACAAGAGGAGCAACAUUCCACUGCCAGGGACCGAGAUACGGUGAAGUCUGAGCUGGCAGAACUGCAGAAAGCCACUGAGGAAAGAGGUCUCUUGGCCCAGAUUGAGGAACUUAAUCAGAAGCUCAGAGCCAAAGAUGACGAGCUCCUCCAUUUGUCUUCAGAACUGGAGGGCUCUUCCAGUCAAGUCAGGUCUUUCUCCAAGGCUAUGGCAAGCCUGCAGAACGAGCGAGACCGUCUGCUGAGUGAGCUGGACAAAACACGUAAGGUGGAAGAAGUGAAGCAGCAAGCAGAAGGGAGCACUCCCACCACUCCUGCGGAAGUGCAGAGUCUUAAGAAGGCACUGUCCUCCUUGCAGAAUGACAGAGACAGAGUAGUGAGAGAGCUGAAGAACCUGCAGCAGCAGUACAUACUAGUUGGGGUAGAAUCAGCUGAAAACUCUCACUUGAAAGCACAACUGCAGGAGUAUCAGCAAGAUGCAGAUAACCAGCACCGUCUCCAAGAGCAACUGAAGCAAGAAAGUCUUUUCUACCAGCAGGAACUCCAGCAGCUUAGAGAAGAGAAAACUGCCUGGGAAAAGCAGAAGAGCAGCAUAAAGGAGCAGUACCUGAUGAUUGUAGCAGAAAAAGACAAAGAACUGAGCCAUUUACAAAGGAUGGUGCAAGAAAUGAGGCUGCCCCUCAGCAAGCCUCAAGUUGUGGAAGAGCAUUACCAAACAAAGAUUUCUUCAGAAGUUCUGAGAAGGGACUCGUCAAGCCUAGAAACAGAGAUAAAACAUCUCCAGGCCCAGCUAAGUGACAGCCUGAAAGAACUGCACCAAAAAGAGCUCAGAAUUCAGCAGUUAAACAGCAAGCUGUCUCAGGUCUUUGAGGAGAAGAACGCUCUGUCCCUGCAGCUGCGCGGCAACAGCCGCAGCGUCGGCGAGAGCCAUCAGCGCUACAACGAGGUUCUGAACCGCUGCUUGGUGCUGGAGAGGCAGCUCCAGGAGCUCCAGUCUGCAGACAAGAGCAUGGAGCCAUUUGCAACAGAUGCUGCUCCAGGAGCACCCCAAGAAAAGAAUGAGCCUCGGGGAGGCAAUUACACACCAGAGCUGCAGGAGCUGCAGCUGAGGUUGUCUGAAACAGAACAUUUACAUAGCAGCACGAAGCAGGAUCUGAGGUACAUAGAGGAGCAGCUGGAGGAGGAACGGGACCGUCGCCUCGCCGCAGAGGAGGCACUCUGUGCAGCACAGGAUCAGAUCAGGAGGUUGCAGUCAAGCGAGUGGACGUCCUCAAGUGCUAGUGUUGAUAUGACUCCAGGUCAUGAGCACUCCCUGCUGAUUGACUCCAUGGAUAAUAAUUCCAGCAAAGCUCGGAAUACCCUUGGACUGCGACGCCUCUUACGCUCUCUGUUCCGUUCUCGGACCCACCUGCCGCUGCUAGUGGCCAUGUAUCUGCUUGCUAUCCAUGUCUUGCUCUUCCUGUGCUUUACAGGCCACUUAUGAACAGGAAUAACAGCCUUUUCUUGAGCCACAGCCCUCUAUGUACUGAGAGCCUGCAUUCCCUCUGGACAGGGUAGCACCCAGCUGCCUUCUUUUUCCAAAGCAGCCCUUAAGGAGCAGCUGCACCCAGCAGCUUGGACCUAGGCUGCUUGCUGCCUAAGUAUGCAGUAGCCAGUGCUGACACUUGGGAUCUGUCUCCAGGACAUCUGCCAUUCCUUCAGUGUGUCUAAAUGAGAGGUACAUUUUCUGAGCCAGGGUCCCCACACUACAGGCUUCAAGGACAGCCAUCAGUUCCUGUACCUGGAGGUAGCACCACUCAUUUCAUACAGAAUUGGGCUGUGGUAGGUUACUGCCUUACUUCAACGCUUGUAGAAGCUGCAGGAUCUUCCCCCUCUCAGACUGAAUCAGCAAGUUGGGUUGGGGAAACCCUGUAGCUAGGUAGAAAAGAGAGAAACUUCUUCCCUUUCUUCUGUCCCUUAGAUUUGUUCCGUGGCUCAGUGCUGUUUGAAAUGCACAUCCUAAGGAAGAUGUGGACGCUGUAAGGAAUGUGAGUUUCAAAAUCACGUUUCCUUGCUGAGCUGCAUCUCCUGAUGAAGAAAGGGCAAAAUGAGCAUAUCUGGACCUGCUGAUCAUUCCAUGUAAAAACAGUCAUGUGUCUGCCCUGACAAGCCUUUAAAAUCAUUUCAGUCAGUUAUUGAAAGGGAAGAGGAAACAAGACACUUUUUAGCUCUAAGUUAAUAACCUUGCUAUUUCUAGCAUUUGUGCACCUCUCACAAUGAGAGGUGCCUGUGCACCUCUUGAAAUGACAGCAGCCAUGCUCCUGCUUUCUUGUCCACUGAACUGUUGUCACUAGAUCAGACCAGUCAGCCAGAAACUGUCACCUCCUAUCUGAAACCUUCUAGCAGCCCUGCUUUAGGAAUAACCCCAUGUAGAAGGCUAGUGCUGGUCAUUGGACUUGUUUGACUCUAAAGCAAACUUAUGCAAAGGGACUUCUUGCAGGAUAUUAGGGAAAGCUGUUUUCUAAGGAACUCCUGAAUAUGUCCUGGAAUUGAGACAGCCCUUUCAAAGGGAGAAUGCUGAAUGCAAAGCAGAUAGUUCCAGUCAAGCUGCUUGUCAGAGACCAGUGGGUUGUUCUGUUCAGAGUACUUGCCAGAGGGAUUCCAUCUGCCUCUUGCUAGAGUAUUAACAGUCACAUUUUUCCCAUGGGAAAGAGGUAGUUCUUUUGAUAUUGCUGAUAAACUGGGAUUCUCUAGCCAGUGAGGAAAGCCUAUGUGAGGAUGGAUUGAUUUCAUCAUAGUAGCUAAAAUAACACUAUCUCUGGCAGGUCCAGAACAUUGGCACUAUGUUCGUCUGUGCACUACCCCUCAUUGUCUGUGUGGAUUUCCUCGACUGUGUACAAUUCAGUGACCAAACACUUUGCCUACAGCUUUCUGGGGCAUGUGCUCCUGUAUAUAUAAUAAAGAUUAUUUUUCAGAUGGAA
Molecule: messenger RNA, 11354 nt
Organism: Colius striatus (speckled mousebird)
Lineage: Eukaryota; Metazoa; Chordata; Aves; Coliiformes; Coliidae
Gene: GOLGB1
Product: golgin B1
Exons: 24
Coding region: 227-9877 (3216 amino acids)
Cellular component (GO): cis-Golgi network; Golgi apparatus; endoplasmic reticulum-Golgi intermediate compartment
Source: RefSeq, a predicted model, not a curated record